Messenger RNA from Enterobius vermicularis (human pinworm), 225 nucleotides. The record is from the annotation of a GenBank genome assembly. NCBI's taxonomy places the organism in Eukaryota, Metazoa, Nematoda, Chromadorea, Rhabditida, Oxyuridae.
AUGUUUGGUGCAAUGGAGCGCGGGGAAAAUGUUGGGGUUUUGCUGACCAGCAGCGGUUAUGGAUCCAAUAACCACUGUCCAGUGGCAGCAGCCACCACUGGUCUCCGUGUUGCCGCCAGUGGUAACCAGUUCGAGGCAACUGCCUAUUGCCAUCGUGUCGGAUUCAUCAUGCAACUUUUGCUGUCAUUUUUGUUACCCGAGUCCUCCGGGGCAACGGAUGAGUAA